AUGCUGAGUCAGACAAGAGGACUUUACAUCACUUCGAUGAUUUCGGCAUCGCUCAUUGAGAUUGCUGGCACAGUUAGGAAAGACGGCGAUCAUAUGCUGCUCGCGGUGGCGAUCCCGUAUCUUCUGUGGUUCAUUCUGUUCAUUCUCUUCGUCUGGUCAUCGACCUAUGAGAUCGCCAAGGAGUCUGAGUUUCUCAUGUUCAUGUUUGUCCUUUCUACACACCCCUCCUCAGGCCAUAACUAA
This is a messenger RNA of Pestalotiopsis fici W106-1, 243 nucleotides long. RefSeq lists its product as uncharacterized. The transcript has 2 exons. The coding region runs from base 1 to 243 and encodes 80 amino acids. NCBI's taxonomy places the organism in Eukaryota, Fungi, Ascomycota, Sordariomycetes, Amphisphaeriales, Sporocadaceae. The record is from RefSeq and is a predicted model, not a curated record.